AUGGGUAAUUCAGUAGUUGAAGCCGAGCAGGGGCGCAACUCAUCCCCGGACAACCAAACAACCCUCGAUGAAAAAGAACAAGAGCGAUUGGGCCGUCAGCGGCCUGAGGUCUUCAGUAACACCUUGCAAGAAGUUGGAUUCUGCGCGUCAGUGCUGCUGUCCAAUAUCAUGGCAGAGUUCCUCAUUAGCGGCUUCAACGUCCUUCUGCCUAAUCUCAUAUCCGACCUUCACUUCUCUGCAAAUGACAAGACUUGGCCGUCCAGUGUCUUCUCUCUAGUUGCGGGAGGGUUUCUUCUGCCCUUUGGACGACUCACAGACAUGUAUGGGGGCUUCCCUAUGUUCUUUGCCGGUAAUGCAUGGAUGGCUGCGUGGUCCCUCAUUGGAGGCUUCAGCCGCAAUUACAUCAUGCUGGUCGUUUGCCGCGCGCUUCAAGGCCUCGGCGCGGCUGCCUUCCUGCCUUCAGGUAUCUCCCUGUUGGGCAGUGUCUACCGACCUGGCCGCCGGAAGAACAUUGUCUUUAGCCUUUACGGUGGUUGUGCACCUUUUGGCUUCUUCUCGGGGAUUUUUAUCGCCGGUAUCUCGGGCCAGUUCUUGAGCUGGAGCUGGUUCUUCUGGAUUGGCUGCAUACUCCUGACCUUUGUGUGUAUCCUCACCUUUUUCUGUGUUCCCAGACAGAUUCACCAGGCGCGCAUGCCUAUGGAUUGGUGGGGAUGCGCCACAUCGAUUCCGGGUUUGAUGCUGUUGGUUUAUGCCAUCACCGAUAGCCCUCAUGUACCAAAGGGCUGGGCAUCGCCACAGAUCCUGGUGACAUUCAUUGCCGGCAUCAUAUUUCUUGGAGCCUUUGUUUACGUACAAGGCUGGGUUUCAACAGCGCCGCUUCUUCCUCCCAAGCUGUUUGCCCCGAAGUACACAAUCGCGUUAUUCUGCUGCCUUUUUGCUGCUUUUGGGUCGUUUGGAAUCUAUCUUCUCUAUGCCAGUUUCUACAUCGAGACCAUCCUCCACAUUCCCCCACUGUUGGCUGCCGCCUGGUUUGCACCUCUUGCGAUUGGAGGUGUCAUUAUCGCCAUCGUUGGCGGUGCGGUGUUGCACAAACUUUCAGGAACUAUCCUGCUGCUUCUCUCCGUCACGGGGAUGUUGGUAUCAAGCCUUCUUUUCAUCUUGAUACCUGAAAACCCCAACUACUGGGCGUGGGUGUUUCCCGCCAUGAUCUGCGCGACGAUCGGCAUUGAUAUUAUGUACAAUGUCAGCAAUAUUUUCAUCACCACUAGUGUACGCAGCGAUCAACAGGGCAUCGCCGGGGCAUGCGUCAACGGCCUUCUUUUCUUGGGUAUCAGCUUCUUCCUUGGUUGGGCCGAUUUGGCCGCAGCGCAGGCAUCACCAAACAACCUCAAGAAAGGAUACAAGAUUGCUUUCAUCAUGGGUGCUGCAUGUGCAGGAGCGGCCAUACUAAUCAUUGUGGUGGGGAUAAGGAUUGACAAAGCCAAGGGGGAUCUGACCGCUGACGAGCGCGAGCAAUUGCAAAGUGAAGCCGUUGGCAGCGCUCCCAUGGCGAACCCAGGCAAAGCGUCAUGA
Molecule: messenger RNA, 1572 nt
Organism: Colletotrichum gloeosporioides
Lineage: Eukaryota; Fungi; Ascomycota; Sordariomycetes; Glomerellales; Glomerellaceae
Product: Drug resistance protein
Exons: 3
Coding region: 1-1572 (523 amino acids)
Biological process (GO): transmembrane transport
Cellular component (GO): membrane
Molecular function (GO): transmembrane transporter activity
Source: RefSeq, a predicted model, not a curated record